Messenger RNA from Myripristis murdjan (pinecone soldierfish), 5839 nucleotides. RefSeq names its product signal-induced proliferation-associated 1-like protein 2 (gene sipa1l2a). The record is from RefSeq and is a predicted model, not a curated record. Bases 378 to 5615 code for a protein of 1745 amino acids. Gene Ontology annotation, biological process: regulation of small GTPase mediated signal transduction. Gene Ontology annotation, cellular component: cytoplasm. NCBI's taxonomy places the organism in Eukaryota, Metazoa, Chordata, Actinopteri, Holocentriformes, Holocentridae. The transcript is spliced from 22 exons. Gene Ontology annotation, molecular function: protein binding; GTPase activator activity.
UGUGAGACCGACAAGCACCGCUGCAACUGUUCCUUUCCUCCAUAAAGGAUAAUUAACAAUACGCACAAUCUGUUUUUCCCCGGGCGGAGCAUCGCUCACGGUGUAAGAUUAAACUCUUCUGCCUGUCAUUCUGAAUUAGUGGCACACUGUGAAGGAGGAACGCACUCCGCUGUGCCUCAACGUGCCCCAGACACUUUUCCUUGACAUCCAAAUGCUGUGAGUCUAUCGCCGCGCCAGCCGCCUUCUGCGAGUUGUGACCAUGGUUGGUUCAUUGACUCAGGAAAGAGGCCUCUCCCCUGCACACCAAUGAGCAAAUCACAUGAUGUAAUGAAGAGGGGUCCUGAGUGUCUACUCUACCAAGAGUCUGCCAACAGGAUAUGAGUAUUUUGAGCCCUGUGACAGACAACAAGUUAAACCUUGUGGGAAUUGUGGGAGGCCCGGAAGACUAUCAAAGAGCCAUGCAGUCAGAGGAGCUGUUCAGCAGGAAACUGAAAGCCCUGAAUGGGAGCAUGGGACCGCCAGCCUCCAGCACACAGGGGAAACCUGAGGGCGGAGGAAAAACAAAUGGCACGCCAGCCAUGCCUAAAAUGGGCGUCAGGGCUAGGGUGACAGAAUGGCCACCGAGGAAAGAUGGAUGGGAUGGGCGGCCUUCACCAAACUAUCAGAGUGUAAUACCAGCGUUUCAGAACGGCCAGCAGGACCAAACAGCGGAAAUACUGGAGCAUGGCGAACUGGUGCCAUUGGAUGCAGACUACUCUGACAAUAAAUACACACUGAGUGACCUCCUCACCCACUCCCCGCUGAAGGGUCUCCACCCGAUCCGUCAGCGCAGCAACAGUGAUGUCACCAUAAGUGACAUCGACUCCGAGGACAUCAUGGACCAGAACGCUGUCAACCCAAACACGGGGGCCUCGCUGCACCGGGAGUAUGGCAGCACGUCCUCUAUUGACCGUCAGGGCCUGAGCGGGGAAGGGUUUUUCACCAUGCUCAGGGGCUACCGGGUGGACACCCUGGACCACCGCAGCGUGCCUCCGCUGGGUUUCCCCGAGCUGCUGCGCUAUGACACUUCCCUCUCCCCCAGCCUGCAGACAGCAGCGCAGAUUGCCAGGGGUGAGAUAGUCCACAUUGCGGGUUACGACUACAUAGACAGCUCUCUCCUCUAUAGCCGGGAGAGGGAGAAGUCCUUUAUGAGGCGUCUGAAGUCGGACUCGUCUGAAACGUCCCUAUUCAGGAAACUACGGACCAUAAAGAGCGAGAGUGAUGCCCUGCGGCUCUCUAUGGAAGAGGACCGCCGACCACUCAGCUUCCAAAAGUGCUUUGCUCACUACGAUGUCCAGAGCGUUCUCUUCAACAUCAGUGAGGCAGUGGCCAACAGAGCUAACCUGAGCCAGAGGAAGAACACCACUACUGGGGCUUCAGCUGCCUCGGCUGGAGCCGGGGCCGGUUCUGGAGCGGGGCCCGGAGGCGGAGGCAUAGCUGUGUCCGGGCCUGGUGUUGGGGCAGAUGGAGGAGUAGCAGGAUGUAGCAGUGGAAAUACCUCUGUGUUCGACUCUCCGCUGGGCAGCAGGGAGGACCUGAACCCCAAGGAGAACCUGGAUGCCGAUGAGGGAGAUGGGAAGAGCAACAGCUUGGUGUUGAGCUGCCCGCACUUCCGCAAUGAGAUUGGUGGCGAGGGCGAGAGGAGGAUCUCCCUCUCCAGAGCCAACAGUGCCAACUACAGCGGUGGAGGAGAGAGCUGCUCCUUUGAAUCCUCCCUGAGUUCCCACUGCACCAAUGCAGGAGUCUCUGUAUUGGAGGUGCCUCGAGAAAACCAGCCUAUCCACAGGGAGAAGGUCAAACGCUACAUCAUUGAGCAUAUCGACCUGGGAGCAUACUACUACCACAAGUACUUCUAUGGGAGAGAGCAUCAAAACUAUUUCGGGGUAGAUGACAAUCUGGGUCCUGUGGCAGUCAGCAUCCGCAGGGAGAGGCUGGAUGAUGGAAAAGAGAAAGAUGGGAUGCAGUACAACUACCGGGUCACCUUCAGAACAAGUCAGCUGACCACGCUGCGUGGGGCAAUCCUGGAAGACGCCGUUCCUUCCACAGCAAGGCAUGGGACGGCCCGCGGACUGCCGCUGAAGGAGGUGCUUGAGUAUGUGAUGCCUGAGCUCAAUAUUCAGUGCCUCAGGCUGGCCAUCAACUCACCCAAGGUCCCCGAGCAGCUCCUCAAGCUGGACGAACAGGGGCUGAGCUUCCAGCACAAGGUGGGAGUGCUGUACUGCAAAGCCGGCCAGAGCACGGAAGAGGAGAUGUACAACAACGAGAGCGCUGGCCCGGCCCUGGAAGAGUUCUUGGACCUGCUGGGACAGAGGGUUCGCCUCAAAGGCUUCACCAAGUACAGAGCGCAGCUGGACAACAAGACGGACUCCACCGGCACCCACUCUCUCUACACCACCUAUAAAGACUACGAGCUGAUGUUUCAUGUGUCCACUCUGCUUCCCUACACCCCCAACAACAGACAGCAGUUAUUAAGGAAGAGGCACAUCGGCAAUGAUAUCGUCACCAUAGUAUUCCAGGAGCCCGGGGCCCUUCCGUUCACUCCGAAAAACAUCCGCUCUCAUUUCCAACACGUGUUUGUCAUCGUCAAAGUCCACAACCCCUGCACUGAUAACGUCUGCUACAGCGUGGCUGUGUCUAGAUCUAAAGAUGUGCCCCCAUUUGGCCCUCCCAUCCCCAAAAGUGUGACCUUCCCCAAGUCGGCCGUGUUCAGGGACUUCCUCCUUGCCAAGGUCAUCAACGGAGAGAACGCCGCACACAAGUCGGAGAAAUUCCGUGCUAUGGCGACUCGUACACGGCAGGAGUACCUGAAGGACCUGGCAGAAAACUUUGUUAGCACGGCUACUAUUGACUCAGCUGUGAAGUUCAGCUUCAUAACCCUUGGAGCCAAGAAGAAGGAGAAGGUAAAGCCGAGGAAGGAUGCCCAUCUGUUGAGCGUGGGUGCCAUCACCUGGAGCGUCCGCGCCCGGGACUUUGGCCAGUCGAUGGAUGUGGACUGCUUGCUGGGCAUCUCCAACGAGUUCAUCGUGCUCAUUGAGGAGGAAUCAAAGAACGUUGUUUUCAACUGCUCCUGUCGCGAUGUCAUCGGCUGGACCUCGGGGAUUAUGAGCAUUAAAAUCUUCUAUGAGCGCGGGGAGUGUGUCAUGCUGUCUGCCCAUGACAACUGCGGGGAAGACAUCAGGGAGAUGGUCCAAAGACUGGAGAUCGCCACCAGGGGCUGUGAAACAUCAGAGAUGACUUUGCGUCGGAACGGCCUGGGCCAGCUGGGUUUCCAUGUCAAUUUUGAGGGCAUCGUGGCCGACGUGGAGCCCUUUGGCUUCGCCUGGAAGGCGGGACUGAGGCAGGGCAGCCGGCUGGUGGAGAUCUGUAAGGUGGCUGUUGCCACUCUCACACAUGAGCAGAUGAUUGACCUGCUGCGCACCUCCAUCACUGUCAAAGUGGUUAUCAUCCAGCCCCAUGAAGACGGCACCCCCCGAAGGGGCUGCUCCGAGCUCUACCGCAUACCCAUGGUGGAGUAUAAGGUUGACAGCGAGGGUACGCCCUGCGAGUACAAGACACCCUUCAGGAGAAACACCACCUGGCAUCGGGUGCCCACGCCUGCUGGUCAACCUUUACCUCGAGGCUCGCCCACACAGGGCCCUGACCGCUUGCAGUGCCAGCAGAUCCUGCAGCAGCACCAGGCAGCCAUCCCGCGAAGCACUUCCUUUGAUAGGAAGCUGCCAGAUGGGCCCAGGACGAUGCAGGACAUGGAGAACCCCCAGGUCAUUUCAUGUAACAAGGGAGACCAGCACUACCGCAGCUCCCCGAGUAACCAGUCCUCCUCCAGUGAUCCGGGACCGUGUGGCAGCAGCACCUGGUCCCAGCAGCCUGGAUAUGAUGGAUGCCCCUCCCCUGUCCUCCACGAGCGUUCAGGGGACAUCCAGGGAGGUGAGGGGGAGAGCCACAGGGAGAGAGAGCCCACCCUGGAGAGGACAAGAUCUGCAGAGGCCAAAUGGCACAUCCCCUCCACUAAGAUCUUGAACUCCCUCAAGCAGAGGGAGGGAGGCAAAGAAUCGCCCAACAAGCUGUCCAGGACGGGAGAUAAAAACUCAAGCCACUCAAGUAGCAACACCCUCUCCAGCAACGCCUCCAGCAACAGCGACGAUAAGCACUUUGGCUCCGGAGAUCUGAUGGACCCGGAGAUGCUGGGCCUCACCUAUAUCAAAGGGGCAUCCACGGACAGCGGCAUCGACACCAAUCCCUGCGUGCCCCCCGGCGCCCGGGUGCUGUUGCAGGGCAGGGUCGGGGAGCAGGGACAUCCGUGGGUGUCAGAGCACCAUGAAGACGGGGCGUCAGAAGAGGAUCAUGGGAAAAUGUACCUUCCGCAGGGUUACGCCUCUGCCAUCAUGUCUGGUCAUGUGACGGAGGGCAGCAUCGGGGACCUGAGCGAGAUCUCCUCCCACUCAAGUGGCUCACACCACUCUGGCAGUCCCCUGGCACGUGGUGCCACAUACUGUAUGUCCGCCGACUCCUCCAAGGUGUACACCAUCCCCCAGACCAGCAGCUCAGGGGCUGGGCCAGAGCCAGGGCCAGGGCCGGGGGUGGGGCCCAGCUCAGAGGCCAGUGGACAGACACACAAACACCCAGUGGGCACUAAGAAGACUGACGAUGCCCACAGCACUGAGGGACCUCCCAACAUUUCAGAGUGUGGAGGAGCAGAGAGCUUGUUAGCCUUCCUGCUCAAAAUGCUGUCUGAGCGUUCAAGGCAGCUGUAUGCACAGGAGGCUGCUUGUCGGCUGCAGGCCGCAGAGCGGGACGGCAAAGCACUGCAGGGACUGUCCAAAGAGGAAUACCUUAAAAUGAUGCUGCCGGACAGUCCUCCAGGAGAGGACAGGAGUAGAAAGAUGUCAGCAGCGGGCAGCUUGUCACCGCGGCGCUCCCUUUACCGGACGCUGUCAGACGAGAGUGUGUGCAGUAACCGUAAGGGCUCGUCCUAUGCCAGCUCACAUAGUUCCAUGCUGGACCAAGCCAUGCCCAACGACAUCCUGUUCAGCACCACCCCACCCUACCACAGCACGCUGCCACCUCGCAUGAUCCACAACCAGGGAGCGUCCAACCUGAGGAAUGAGUUUUGGUUCUCUGACGGCUCCUUGGCGGACAGGUCCAAGUUCAGCGACCCGGGCCUCAUGCCCCUCCCAGACACUGCCUCAGGCCUGGACUGGUCUCACCUGGUUGAUGCAGCACGAGCCUUUGAAGACCAGCGUGUGGCAUCUUUCUGCACUAUGACGGACAUGCAGCGGGCCGAGGCGCUGCAGAUCUCCAGAGAGCUGACCAGACGGGUGGCGGCCGCAGAGGGAGCAGCCCUGGAAGCAGGCAGCUCUCCCUCCACGCUCACUGGCAAAGUCAACCAGCUGGAGGUGAUCCUCAGGCAGCUGCAGUAUGACCUCAGAAAGGAGAAAGAGGACAAGGCAAUGUUGCAGGAGGAGGUACAACACCUGAGACAGGACAACAUGCGCCUCCAGGAGGAGAGCCAGACAGCGGCGGCUCAGCUCAGGAAGUUCACUGAGUGGUUCUUCCACACCAUUGACAAGAAACCCUGAGAGAGAGAGAGAGAGAGAGAAAGAGUGAGAGAAAGAGAGAGAGAGAGAGAGAGAGAGAGAGAGGGUGAGUGGAAGAAAGAGAGAUAGAUGGCCUUCACUGCUCCUGGGCACCCGCUCAACUCCUGAGCAACACAUUCAAGCGAUCCACAAGCAAACAAACUUUAAAUCAUACCAACACAUUUUAGGCCCCAAGAGCAAUGAAAACUCUUUAAAAAAAAAAAAAA